This is a messenger RNA of Stegodyphus dumicola, 5253 nucleotides long. RefSeq lists its product as uncharacterized. Gene Ontology annotation, cellular component: chromocenter; nucleus. The record is from RefSeq and is a predicted model, not a curated record. NCBI's taxonomy places the organism in Eukaryota, Metazoa, Arthropoda, Arachnida, Araneae, Eresidae. Gene Ontology annotation, molecular function: chromatin binding.
CCGUAUAACGAAUAAGAGUUUGCGAACGUGGCUCUUAGGAGAGACGUUUUAUUUCUCUGUAUGGUUAACAAUUUUAAGAGCAUUUAAAUGUCUAAUAUAUAUUGUACAUAGUAGUUUGAAGAAUGUAGUUUUUCAUGAUGUGAAAUUCAUGCGUAAAUAAUAAAGUGUUUAUAUGUUUUCGAAGUCCAGAAAAAGCUAUCGGAGGAUUUGCUACUGCGCAAGCGCAGUCUGCUUCUUCGUCUUCGCCUGCCUUCCAAAGCCAUGGAGGGUAAGCCUAGCAUAUCAGAAAUGGCGACCGAAACGGACUCUGAUGUCACAAAAUUGAAGGGGACAAAAAUUUUAGUAUUGGUAGAAGAUGCUUUAAUCGACGUUCUAGUGGUCUCUUUUCAUAUAGGAGAUAAAAUAUUUCAAGGAGCACUACUGGAUAUUACUAAAAAGAAUAGUCCAUAUGGAAUAGUACCACCACCGACACCACCUGUGUUACCUAAAGAGGAGGAUGGGUCUACUAAUAAUCCAGAAGGAACUGAAGAGAAAACAGACAAAUUAUAUGCUCUAAAGCAAAGACAUACAUAUUAUCAAGUCCCCCCUGGUUCUUCGCAGUUUUUCUUUGGACCGUGUAGACCUUAUGCACGAAAUGCUAAAGAUAAAAGUGUCCGUAUGCGGAGGCUUCGUCCUCGCAAAGUAUUGUGUUCUAAUUGUCAGGGAAUGUUUAGUGAUAAUGACCCCAAUCAAAAGAAAGUAGAGGGUGUUGUGACUCGAAAUAAUGCUAGCAAUAAAAAUAUACACAAUGCUAGUACAAACGAGACUGAAAAUGGUGCUAAUACGGGUAGUGCAACAAAUUCAAAUCAAAGGAUAGCCACUAGAAGUACAAAAACUGAUUCAACAGACAAAAAUGACAGUGCCUCAACUAACACUUCAAGUACAGACUUAAAAAAUGGUCCUUUAUUAGAAAAUGCUGAUUCUAAUUUCUUGUCAAGAUCAAAUCUAAAAAGUGAAAAAAUGGUUUUAAGGAAGAGAAAGUCCACUGAACUUGAAAGCUCAGACUCUUCUGCAAUGCCUUCUGAGAAAUUGAAAAGGGUUGAUACAUUAAAAAUAGAAGAAAAUGAGCCUGUGGGCACUGGAGUUGGAAAUGUCACAUCUUCUAAACCUGGUUUAGCAAAAACAAGUCCUGUGAUCAAAAUUUCUUUUGCUAAUCCUCAAGGACAGGAUACUGUUCUAAAAAUUCCUGCUAGGAUUCAAAAUGCUAGUGAUACUGAAGAAGAUAGCAAUUGGUCUUUGCAAGAGAAUUCAGACUAUAGUACGAAAAACUUUUCUAGUGCGAAGGCUGCCAAGAAAGCUUUAAAAAAGGCUAAGAAAGAAGCUCAGAAAAGAGCAUCAACUACUUCAAACUCCACUACUACUGCAGUUUUAAGUCCCAGCAAUGAAAAUGGUGAUAUACAUGCUGCAGAAAAAGAAAAACACCAUCAUCAUAAACAUAAAGUGAAAAGAAAACGAAAGCACAAAAAUGGUGAUACUGAGACUGAGAAAUAUGACCUAGAAAACACUGAUACCCAUAAUGUGUUCAAUACAAAUGGUAAUGAUGGGUGGUGCCUGAGGACAAGCUUUGCAGGAGAUAUUAAUGUUGUUCCUGGAGAGCUGAAUAAGCAAACAAAUGUGUUUGAGGAUGUGAAAAGUAAAUGUCUUCAUCAAAAACUGUCUAUUAGUUUAAAACGUUUAAAUGCCAAAGCUUAUAUGAGGUGCAGUCCUAAGUAUUCUAUUGAAGAAGACUCAGUAGCUAGUGAUGUAAGUACUGCUAGCAACAUUAGUGUUUGUUCUGGAUCCGGUAGUGAUUAUGGCGAUGUGCCGGAUUUCCCAAAGCAUUCUUCGCCUCUCAGGGACAUGGACAAGGUGAAACCACUGAUGAUGAGGAUAAGUACCCAUAAUGUAAAAAAGUGUGUUUUAGACAUAGGUCGUGAGAUGGCAGUAGGUGAUAUUGUAUGGGGUAAAAUUCAUGGAUUUCCUUGGUGGCCAGGUAAAGUUCUAGCAUUGAAUGUUUCUCAGAGGGACAAUGGAGCAAUGCUGAAUCAGCAAGCUCAUGUGUCAUGGUUUGGGUCUUCAACAUCUUCCUUUAUGCCUUGCAACCAAUUAACUCCAUUUUUGGACGAUUUUAAAAUUAGGUUUAAUAAAAAGAAGCGAGGUCCCUAUAAAGAAGCUAUUAAACAGGCCAUGCACGAGGCACAGUUGCCUCAUAAAGAUAUAAGUGAUCUUGGCCUCAUCACAUCAUAGCAUAGGUUUUCAAUUAGACUUUUUUUAUAAUUAUCAUCAGAAACUGAUGCCAAUUAUAGCUUUAGUGCAAUUUUUUUGUGCUUUCAAAAAGUUCUGUUUUGCCCCCUUUAUUUUUGCUAUUUUGAAAUAGUAUAUUGUUUAUUGUGAAAAUAUAUUCAGAAAUAUGCAUUUAAUAGUGUACCAAGUAUCUGGCAUGUGACUGUUUUCCUGUGAGUGUGAAAUCUUUUCACGUUUACCUGCACCUAUUUCUGGCAUUGCUGUGAUGACUGUGUAAAUAUAAUAAAGAGAUUGAUGUUAUCAUUUUAUAUGACUUUCUUUCAAAUAUUCAUUCUAGGUGCUCUUUUCACUAUUUGUUAAAAUUUAAAUAAUAUUUUGAUUCUUCAUAUAUGCUGAAGUUAGUAUCUGCUUGUUAUAUACUUUCUCAAAGAUAUGAAUUUUAUGGCUUCUCAAAGACUUAAAUGUGUUAAUAAAUCAUAAAUUACAAACCUAUAUUUUUUGAAGUGACACUUUGUGAUGUAACCAGUGUGUGUUCUCAAAAAAUUAAAUAUUUAUAUUACAACUGUAUAGUACCAUGAUCAUAAUUGAAAAUUAUUUUGAUAUUCCAUAAAUAUGUAUUAUUGUUAUUUUCAAAUAUUUUUUUCAAAUUUUAUUUCCAUAAGAACAUCUGUAGUCUAGUUCAUGAAAAUUGUUGUUAUUAUUAUUAUUUAACUUUUUUUAGUAAUAGGAAGAGAGUUGUUAAACCAUUUUUGGUCAUCUUCAGGUAAAUUCCAUUAUUAAUUAUGAAAAUCAUUCCUGUAUAUAACAUAAGUAUUACAUAUAAGGCAAAUUCUUCACCCAAAGUCAUACAAUUUUCAUGGUUUCACACUCACAGAGUGAUUACUUAAAAAAGGCCUUAUUUUGUAAUAAAUUGUUUCAAACUAAUAUAGUGCAGUUUUAUUAUGUACAUGUGUCAGAAGUAUCUCAGAAUACAGUCUUUCAUUACUACAUAUAUUGAAAAAAGAGUUUAAAUUUUGAUUUGUAAAUGUCUCAGAGUUCUGCUUAUUUCUUCAUCUUUCAUUUUAUAUGAAAUUACCAUCAUUGCUAUCUAGUGUUUAAUUCAUUUUUUAUCUUCAAAUUCACUUAGGGAAAAUUUGCAUGUAACAUCUUAAUAAGUUUAGUUUAUAUUUAAUCAGCUAACUUCUUAGCUAUACUGAGGAUUCAAGCCAGAGCUGCUUUUAUUGCUUACAUCCUUAAAGCAUAUAGAAGUUCAUAUUUCCUCAUCUAACUUUCAUAGAAUUUAAGGUGAAGAUCAACUUGAGUAAGAAUUAUUAAUGUGAUUUGGUUGAUUUCAUGUUUUAAAAAUAAGUUUUUAAAGACAUUUUAAUUCUUUUAAAAUAAUUUUAUAAAUUAAGAUAUAUGUUUAGCUUUAAAAUUAGCUGUGUCAUUUCUUUAUCAAAAAAGCAAUGUUACACAUUUAGUGUGUGUGGGGGGGGGGGGAGGAGCUAUCAGAAUUGUUUUGUAAAAACUGUUUUUUUAGUGGUUUAAAAUUUUGGAAAUUUUUUAUGUGUUUAUUGUGGUAUGUAAAUUAAUUUUUCUUAGUCAGAUAAUUUUUGAAGUAUUAUUUAUCUGUCUAGAUCUCUGGAGGGCAUAGCUAAAUUUAAGAUUAAAUUUGCUUCUCAGGGUUAAAAAAUUAUCUGGUAAAUGUAAGAAAAUGUAGGUAUGACAGAAUCACUGGAGAAUAUCAGAAGAAUUCUCAAGAAUAUUGAAAGUUUGAUAGACGUAUUGAAAAUAGAUUUCGUUUUAGGAAUAUGUCUGUAAAAGUAUAAUGUAACUAGUUAUGAAUUUGGAAAAAGAAAUGCAUUCUUUUGCUAUUUUCUAGUUAUGGAACAUGUUAUUUUUAAAGAUUAUUAUAUUUUCUGAUUUUUGCUAAAUUUCCGUCUCUCUUUCCCCUUUUUACAGUAAAAAUUUUUUAAAUAUUUUUGUUCUUAUGUUCUUGGAAAAUUUCUACUAGAAGUAAUAUAUUAAAGUAAAAAAUAAUGUUAAUGGUACCUUGUUAUUUUGUACAAUGGAUUUAUAAGAACUAUUUGGUAAGCAUAUAUAUAUGUUAAAUAAUUAUUCUUUUGCUCCAAACAAAUUUAUGCUAGUUAAUUGUUGCAUAUUAUUUUUCAGUAUCUCCUUUAGUAAUAAGUAAUGUACUGUUACUAAAAAUGGCUAUAAAUGAAAUAUCAUGUACCAUAAGUUUGCAAAAGCUUUGUUUCUUGCAUCUCAAGUUAGAUGCAAAGUGAAAGCAUCUUUUGAUUUUUAUUUAAGAUUGAAAAUAUAAUAGCUUAAAGUUAGUUCUUUGUCAGAAAUAUUUUCUAAAAUCCAACAUAUUGAUUUCUUUGGUAGAAGGAGAGGUAUCACUUAUCAUUGAUGUUGGUGUUAAAUAAUAUUAUUUACUUGUUAUUUAACACAAACAUCAAUGAGAAGUGAUACCUCCCCUUCUACCAAAGAAAUCAAUACGUUGAAUUUUACAAAAUAUUAUCUACCAUAGUUAUCUUCCAAUAAAAAAAGUUAUCUUCCAUAGUUGCAGUGGAGAGUUUUUAUAAAUUUAAAGAAAGUAAAUUAUUUAAUAUAAGUAUUCUUUGGGUAUACUUUGCAGAAUGGAAGAGCAAAUGCUAAAAGUCAUCCGGUUCAUCUUUUUCUGGCUUGAAUCCUAAUUGAGUUUUAAGUAUCAUUACCCAUCACUAUCACAUAGAUUUUAAUUUCCAUGUUGAAUGAGGAUAUGCUGUUGUACAGUUAAGAUGCAUAUUAAAAAAAAUGUACUGCUGUACAUUUUGUAAACUAGUUUUUCUAAUUCAUUGCUCUGUUUUUGAUGGGCAUUAUUUUGUACUUUCGUCCCCACUGGUUGUACAGUGGGGGAGUAGUGUAUUAACAAUUAGAAUAACUUUUAUUUCAGUCUUGAAUGUUGUUUCAAUCUCUUUGAAUUCUUCAUUCUUCUAUUUUAAUAAAAAUGUAAAUUUUAUUCAA